Messenger RNA from Myxocyprinus asiaticus (Chinese sucker), 2743 nucleotides. RefSeq names its product zona pellucida glycoprotein 3d tandem duplicate 2 (gene zp3d.2). Gene Ontology annotation, molecular function: acrosin binding. Gene Ontology annotation, cellular component: extracellular matrix. The transcript is spliced from 9 exons. Lineage: Eukaryota; Metazoa; Chordata; Actinopteri; Cypriniformes; Catostomidae. The coding region runs from base 91 to 1578 and encodes 495 amino acids. Gene Ontology annotation, biological process: positive regulation of acrosome reaction; binding of sperm to zona pellucida; egg coat formation. The record is from RefSeq and is a predicted model, not a curated record.
ACCUGUGAUAGUGAAAUUUCUCAAGUCCAACGCUGUUUAAGUGAACUUAGAUUGUGGCUGUACGCUUACAAAUGAAUUUUCGAUGCAGUUAUGCGCUAUGAAGCUUUAUUUCCUAUUAAUAUGAAUUUUCUUGGUCUUGUUCUCUACAUAUGUGCAACCUACGCGUCGCAAUCGCGUGUGGCAGCUGUGCAGAAGCUCGCGAGCAGUUCUCUCUCAGCAUUGGAAAACGAGCGCAAUGCUGAAGAUUUCCUGGCAUCUGGUGUCAAGCGAAGGGGUUCUACCUAUCUAAAUCUUCCCAUAUUCCUGCAUUCAAGAAUUUCCAUUUUGGACAAGGAGCAGUUUUCUCCCAGGCAUGGAUCAGGUCGCGAAAAAAUACCAGAAGCGACGAAACAAGUCCUCAUCCCUCGCGCCCCACAACGGGCAACUUCUGCACGCAACGGUCGAUCGCGCGGAAUAAACGUCGUUUGUCACUUGAAGCAAAUGAUCGUUAAAGUUGACAAACAGAUUUUGGGUCAAGAUGGCUUUCAGACCGAGUUGAAACUCGGAACGUGCGACAUCAGCAAGACCACAAAGAACUAUCAUUUAUUUAUUUACGAGCUGGACCAGUGUGACAGUCAGAGAAAGUUUAUAAAUAAUAGAGUAACUUAUUCCAACAUACUGCACUACUCUCCUGUGAUGGCCCCGGGGCCCAUCCGACAUGCCAUGCCUUUCUCAGUCCCGAUUGAGUGUCACUUUAACAGAUAUUAUUACACAUACAAAAUUGGUUUCAGACCAGAAGUCCAACAUCAGAACUUCUUCAAGCCGCUGAAAACUAUGGACAGCAUUGUACUCACCCCAAGGGAUGCCUCCUGGAGGAGACUGUCCACCGCCGAAGCUUAUACGAUUGGUCACCCCAUGUACUUUCAAGCCGAAGGGCCCCCUCUUGUUGAGGGCAAGAGGCUGUUUGUGGACUCCUGUUAUGUGACUGUCAACAACUCUCAUUUGUCCACGCCACAAUUUGCAGUCAUUGACAACCAUGGGUGCAUGACUGCUAGCAAGAGCCAUAUGUGGUCCAGAUUCAUACAAAGUGGAAAAAGGAAUGUCGUGCGGUUCUCCUUAGAUGCCUUUAUGUUCAAUGGGAUUUUAGGAGAGCGUCUAUACAUGCAUUGUGAAAUAUCUGUGGGAAGUGUAAAUCCAACGGCAAGUUCAAAAUCCUGCACUUACAACCAAACAGCAGAACGGUGGGAAGAGUUGUACAGUUCAAAUGAUGUGUGCUUCUGCUGCAACUCCGAGUGUCAGGCGUCGGACCUGUCUGUGACUAGCAAGAUCAUCACCAGUGAGCCCUGGACCAUGGAGUCUGAUUUCGAAGAUCCUGAAGAAGAGCAAACCACAAUAACUCCUUUCAUGUCAAUGGAAGUGGAAACCAGCAAAGUCCAAGGACCAAAGAGUCAUCAUUUGCCAGGCCUGGCCGUGGCAGAGGAAAAUAUCAAAUUUGUAGAGCCACGCAAAAUAUUUGAUGAGCAGAACCGGCUGGAUCCAGCUCCAUUCCUGCUUCGUGUUGGACUCCACUGCUACGUUUCUCUGAGUGAUGACGAAUAAAUGCAGCCGGUGCCAGCCAAACAUCACUUCAGUCUAUUACGAUGGACUUCGAGGAUGAACUGAUGCCAACUCCAACCAUAAGACAUGGGGUACAUCAUAUGCCAUUGCCUGAACCUUGGACUUAGGAUAGACCUCAUCGAAAUGACCGGUCAGUUGAACUGCGAUGCACCUCACUGAUUUCUGCCUGCAUCACCUUGGUCUAAUGAUGGACUACACUCUUAUAAUGGAAUACAAAAACCAUCAAUUAAUUGCCAACAAAAGCCUUCAUCAGCCAACUAACAAGGAUAAUUGCAUCUAUGUGAACUUCUGCAGUUAAUCCAGGAUGGACUUCAAAGACAAUAGUCAUUAAUCUUACAGUUCAUACAACAUCUUUGUUUAAACACUGACCCUUAACACUUACUUAGUUUAAUAAUUUUAAACCAUGACUUGCACUAUACAUAAUUAAGUAAUAUUGGCAUGAUAUUCAUGAUGUUAGCCAGAGGGGAACUGGCCCCCACAGUGAGCCUGGUUUCUCCCAAGGUUAUUUUUCUCCAAUAACCAACAUCUUAUGGAGUUUUGUGUUCCUUGCCACAGUCGCCUUCGGCUUGCUCACUGGGUUUCUAAAUACAAUUACUAUUUAAUUACUUAUUUUUAAACACAAUUCACAAUCGUAUUUUAUCAAACUACAUGAUGAGUCUAAGACAUAAUAGAUAUUACAGUUUCAUUUUCUGUUAAUGCAUGAUUUUCUGUAAAGCUGCUUUGAAAUGAUGUGUUGUGAAAGGCACAAAUAAAAAAAAAUGACAAAUAAAAAUGACUUGACUUGGCCUGUCAUAAACAGCAUUCAGGACACUGUGUCAAGGUAUGUAGUUUGAAAUUUAGAAAAAUACAUCUCAAGUCCCCUGCAUUUGGAACUGUGCUUUGUCCAGUUGUGUUUGUAUGCAAGAACAUAUCAUCUUCUCUGCUGUCAUUAAAUGUGGUUUGUUGCCUGUACAGCUAGAUUUACGCUUACUGCCCUCUGCUGAAAACAUGAAGGUGGUACUACAACCUUGAAUUGCUCUGAUGGUAGGAAUAUUCCUUAUUACGUUUCGGGGGUAUUAUUAAUUGCACUCGUUGUAAAGCAUUAUUUUUUAUACAAUUAAUGGUACUGAAUUCCAUUUAUUUUAUAUAUAUAUAUAUACAGGUGCAU